Triticum aestivum (bread wheat) is the source of this 2174-nucleotide messenger RNA. RefSeq names its product circumsporozoite protein. The record is from RefSeq and is a predicted model, not a curated record. The coding region runs from base 65 to 994 and encodes 309 amino acids. NCBI's taxonomy places the organism in Eukaryota, Viridiplantae, Streptophyta, Magnoliopsida, Poales, Poaceae. The transcript has 2 exons.
UCGAGCGACCGAGGAAGCGGACACGCUCGGGGCGACCAACACUAGACAAUAGCCACGGCAGAAUAUGCCGCGAACGGCCAGCGGCAGUGGCCGGAAUCGGCCGGCGGGGCGGCGGCGGCCAGACGAGGGCCACGGCCAGGAGGAGGCGGCGGCUGGCGGAAGGGGCCGCGGCCUGGAGGAGGCGGCGGCCGGCGGAGCAGUCGCGGCCGGAGGACGAGGGAGCCGACGGAUCGAGGGCGGGGCUGGACAGGCGGCUGGCGGCGACAGGCGGACGGGGCCGGCCUGGGAGCGCCCGCCGGCGGAGAGCAGCGGGACCUGCGAGAGCUGGCCUCCGGCGGCAGAGGCCCGACCAGGGAGAGCCAAAGGCCGGCGCGCGGCGACCGGACCUCAAGCGGCAGUCAGAGACGAGGCGGCGGCGGCCCGAACCAAAUCCCGACGGAGGGCGGUAGUGGAAGCCGGCGGCGGCCAAAUGAGGUCAGUGGCGGACGUCCCGGUCUGGGAUGCAGCGGGCUGCAGGAACCAGCGGCCGGAACCGACGAGGAACGGCGGCUCGGGGUGGAAUCUGCGACCUCCUUUGUCCAGAUCGAGACCGAUCUCGCACGGACAGAACCUGGGAACGAUGGACAGGCAAAGUAGAGGAGCGGCAGCAGAGGAAACUGCACGCGUGAAAGGCAACAGCCAAGCAGAGGCAAGAGACGAUUUGGAGCAGCGCAGCCAGGAAAGGAUGAUCACGGCGGCGCGAUUGGAUCGAGCACGAGUUGCAGUUGGGAACGGCCCUCUCAUUCGCCAGAUUUUUUUGGCGCCAGAUGCGGAUGCAAUUCUAACAUCGCCAAGACCGAAGACUUCUCAGGAGGAUAUUUGGGCUUGGACGUGGGAGAGUAGUGGAGUUGUCUCAGUAAGGUCAGCAUAUCGUGAGACAAUGCUGAGAAGCAGGUCAAGGGAUGAGGAAAUUGGAGGCUCCACAGGUACGGAGCAGACCUGGAAGGCACUUUGAAAAUUGAAUGUUCUACCAAAGAUACGUGUUUUCUGGUGGCGAGUAGUGAAGGACAUGUUGCCGUGCUACAACGAGCUGAAACGGCGACAUAUCAAGGUGAUGUCUAUAUGCUCCCUGUGUGGGCAUGGAGAGGAAACAUUAUAUCACUAUCUGAAUACAUGUGAUCAUGCGCGACUGUUCUGGGAGGAGGCAGAGCGAUUUUUUGGUGUUAAACUUCCUAAGCUUCAUCCAGGAACGUGGACCAAAGACAUGCUAGAUGUGAGAAUAGUCAGGAAGGAUACAGCAGCAAUUCUGGUUACUGUAAUGUGGGCAAUUUGGCAUAGCAGGAAUAAAUACACUCAUGGUGAGAACAAGUUUCAACCCAGGCAAUCGAUGAUCCUCAUUGCUGAAAUGUUCGAGCUUUAGAGAUCCCGGAGACUGUUCGGGAGAGGAUGCAGCCUACAGUUAGAUGGGCAGCCCCGACGCCAGGGUGGAUCAAGAUCAAUGUCGAUGGAGCAAUGUACGGGUGUAGGCGGCACAGGUAUGGUGGGUGGCUCGAGACCAUGCGGGUCUCUUUCUUUCAGCAAGGUGUGUGAAGUAUGAUGGUAUUACUGAUCCGCUGAGCUUGGAAAUUCUGGCGUGUCGUGAUGGUAUGUUACUAGCAAUAGAAAAGGGAUACAAUUCAGUUAUCAUUGACACAGAUUGUCUCAAUGCAAAGAGCACGUGGGAGGCAAGGUUGGAAGGACGUUCAUAGGUUUUCAUAUUCUGCAGGAAAUGCAAACUGAACUACCUAGUUUUCAGGGAUUUGAGCUUCGGUAUGUUAGCCGGAAUGCAAAUAAUGUAGCACCCGCUGAGCUUGGAAAUUCUGGCGUGUCGUGAUGGUAUGUUACUAGCAAUAGAAAAGGGAUACAAUUCAGUUAUCAUUGAGACAGAUUGUCUCGAUGCAAAGAGCACGUGGGAGGCAAGGUUGGAAGGACGUUCAUAGGUUUUCAUAUUCUGCAGGAAAUGCAAACUGAACUACCUAGUUUUCAGGGAUUUGAGCUUCGGUAUGUUAGCCGGAAUGCAAAUAAUGUAGCACAUGGGUGCGCUAAAGAAGCUCUAGGCAUAGAAAAUGUUGUAACAUACUCUUUUGUAAUCCUUGGCUUUCUGAGUGGUCUUCUACACUCGGAUAGGCUACCACUGAUUGAAUAAAUUCCGGAGA